This is a messenger RNA of Symsagittifera roscoffensis, 1719 nucleotides long. Its product is annotated as transmembrane protein 104-like. The record is from RefSeq and is a predicted model, not a curated record. NCBI's taxonomy places the organism in Eukaryota, Metazoa, Xenacoelomorpha, Acoela, Convolutidae. The transcript has 7 exons. The coding region runs from base 31 to 1617 and encodes 528 amino acids.
CAUGUGUCUCUAAAAUUGACUGCAGGGCUAAUGGCGGCCAGCUCGCAAUUUAGUUAUCCUGUAGGCGCGGUGUUCGUCUUUAAUCUAGUAGUCGGAACCGGAAGUCUCUCUAUGCCAAAUGCGUUUGGAAGUGCUGGUUAUCUCCUCGGCAUAAUUGUGAUAUGCGUCAUCUAUUUCAUUAGCUACGUGUCGGUGACUUUUAUGACAGAAUCACUCGCGGUUGCAAAUGCUGUGGUUUCUAGAGCUAAAACGGUCCCUCGUAAUACUGGUGAUCAAUUAUUGCUGUUCAACGAGGCUGGUUCUGACACGGAUUAUUCAACUGUACGCGGGCGUCGCAGGUUAGAAAAUGAAGAUGUUCCGUUGUUACCAAAUGAGGACCCUGAUGAUUAUCAUUCGCCAUCAACUGGCAUCGAUAGUAUGUCCGUGUCGGGCUCCUAUCUGCGACGAGAAAACAUACUCGUUUCAGAUGAAGACAAAAUGAGUGAACUGUCCAGCCAAAUAGAAAGUGCUUUCGAAAUCAAACAAAAAUUUGAAAUGGGAGAGCUUUGUAAGCUAUUCGCCGGUAGUCAACUGUGGACAAUCUUCUUCUAUAUCUGCAUUUCUAUUUACCUCUACGGUGACUUGGCCAUUUAUGCUGCUGCAGUCCCCAAGUCUGUCAGAGAUGUCAUUUGUUCUAACCUGUCGGGUUACGACACUAUGAGUAACAGCGACCCAUGUUGGCCUGACUCGGCAAGCAUCACACGCAUAAACGUCUACCGAUGCAUCUUGGCUGUGUUCAUUUCUACAUUCGGUAUCUUCGCCUUUUUCGAAGUCUCGAAGACGAUGGUGCUCCAGAUAUGCACUGGACUUAUCCGGUGGACCUCGUUCCUAAUGAUGGUCAUUUUGGCUAUUAUGCAGAUCGCGAAGGGAGAAGGAGUUGCCCAGCCCCCAACUGCAGUCAAAUUCGACGGCUUGUUUGGGCUCUUUGGAGUACUCAUUUAUUCGUUCAUGUGUCACCACAGUGUACCGACUCUGAUCAUGCCUCUGAAAGAGAAAAGAUACGCGAAGGAAAUGCUUUUAGUAGACUACACUCUAGCGCUUUUCUUCUAUCUCAUCAACUCUGUUGUCGCUGUAUUCGCUUUCAAAGACCUAGAAGAUCUCUACAGUGAAAAUUUUGUGUCGAUCAACAUCCCAAACGGAUGCAAGUACUUCAUCGGUUUGUUUCCAGCCCUGGUGUUGUGUACAAGCUUCCCAAUAAUUGCAGUAGUCUUACGCAACAACCUCAAAGCACUCUUCCGACAGCUGCUAGGAAGACCAGCUUUUCCCUUCUUGAUUGACAGGAUAGUGUUUCCUUCAGCCUGUCUAGUGGUUCCGCUGAUAGUGGCCAUGAUCACUGAUGAUGUGACAUCAUUGAUGAAAGUGACAGGUGGUCUAUCGGGUGGGUUUAUUGAGUUUUUCUUCCCAGCUCUAAUUGUCUACUUCGCGAGGCAGAAAGUGCAGCAAUUACAGGAGGGAAAUAGCUCGUUUCAAGUGCCAAAAUACGUAAAAUCCUAUUUCCAAUCUGUAUGGUUUGUCUACAUGGUUUUCGCAUGGACAGCUAUAUGUCUUAUAAUGACCAUAGUAGGGUUUUUCUAUUAGAAAUGUUGUUUUAAUAUUAGCUCACAGUUAAUUAUUCAAUAGUUUUCUACCUCGUUCACACAUAUCGCAAAACUAUUUCCUGAUGACUGAUAUAUUCUGAAA